This is a messenger RNA of Maudiozyma barnettii, 3603 nucleotides long. RefSeq names its product protein phosphatase regulator GIP3 (gene GIP3). The transcript has a single exon. The coding region runs from base 1 to 3603 and encodes 1200 amino acids. The record is from RefSeq and is a predicted model, not a curated record. Lineage: Eukaryota; Fungi; Ascomycota; Saccharomycetes; Saccharomycetales; Saccharomycetaceae.
AUGAGUGCAAUGACUGUUAAUACCAGUGAUAUAGAUGUCUCCUGUGAUUGGCUAUAUAAGGGUAAGCAUAGAACCAAAAAGAAGAGCUCAAAAGUAGAUAUAUUGAUCGCUAAUGACAGUGAUGGGAAUUCUGAACGUGGUAGUAGCAACAGCACGAGAAGAAGAUCGACCUCUGUGUCUAAUGCACAGCUAUCGAAGCAGGAACCACAGGUUUCAAGUCAUGGGGGUGACGAUAGGGGAGCCACGUUUGAAAGAUUACCGCUGUUGACUCCUAUCAGUAGUGUCCCCCAAAAGAGUGGCUCUUCUAUGGGAGGAAGUCCUCUGACUAAAGUUGUAUCUUCAACGUUGCAGGACUCAGCAAGUACCGAAACUGAUGAAUCAAAUAUUACAAAGAAAGCUUCAAGAUCCAAAUCCUUGAAUAAUAGUUCGGGUGUGAAAGCAGGAUUUUUAGCAAAAUCUAUUUCUCCAACAACCAGUACAGCCAUAUCAAAGACACCAGUGCGGUCAGAUUCUAUGAAGAAGUCUUUAUUCGGAUCUUUGUUUGGUAAGAAACAAGCACCUCUAGCAACAUCGGUCCCUACUAAGAACUUAUCAUCUAUAAACACAUCAAAUACAAAACUACCAAAUAGAGUAGUUUCAGAUAUUGUAUCGCCUACUAUACGGGAUGGCUCACAAUCGCCGACUUCGGCAUUACCAUUAUCAACCCCAUCGUCAUCAUCAGCAUUAUCAUCAGUAAACCUACAACCACAUCAGCAUCAGCAUCAGCACCAACCUCAUGAUCCUGAACUAUUACAAUUAGAACCAGUCUCAUUAAAACGUGUGGCUUUUAGUGUGAAUAAAUUUACAGACGAUCCUCCACAGCAGCUUCCUUCAAGGAAUCCAAGAAUUGGGAAUGUUUUAAUACCACAUGAUAUGAUUGGUGAUAUUCCUACAAUCUCGAUGGGGAUAUCACCAAACACACAAGCCAAAAAGACUGGAGAUGGAAAUAAGUCACCGGAUGGAGGGGGGGCUGGUAAUUCCACUAACACUUCCAACCCAAUCGAUUUGACAAAGACCUAUAGUGUAGACUCCAUAGAGUAUAAACGUGCUCUUGAUAUACAACGUAAGGUAUUGAAAGAAGCAGAGAUGCAUCAAAAGGAGGCCCAUUUUGCAGCAAAGAGAAUUGAGUAUGAAGUUUCCCUUUUCAAACCUGGAAGCGAUUCAAAGAAUAAUAGAACUCAGAGGAUUGCAGAGGAAGAAAUAGGUGCUGAUACAGUGACAUUUCAUGCAGACCAAUUGGAAGGAAUUGAUAAGCCAAUACAUGUUCAUGAACAUCAUUUCGGUGAGGAAGCUGUCACUGAAGAAAAAGAAAUGACAUUGGAUAUUGUAUAUACUAGAUGUUGUCAUUUAAGAGAAAUUUUACCUAUUCCAUCCACCUUGAAACAAGUUAAGCAUAAGACAGCGCCAUUACAAGUUCUUAAAUUUCUAAAUGCUAAACCUACUUUAAUUGAUAUUUUAUCCUUUUGUGAUUUUGUUUCCAUUACACAUAUCAAUACGGUAGUAUUUGACAACGUUAAUCUUACUCCGGAAAUGUUUAAAAUAGUUAUAUGUUCUUUAGCCAAUUGUCACAAUUUGGAUAAAUUAACGAUGAAAAAUGUAUUAAUAGAUAAUGAAAAUUGGACUUUGUUUUGUAAAUUCUUACUAAACAAUAGAUCCAUCACAAAAUUGGAUAUAUCUCAAACGAACACAAAAUUCAUCUCAAAGGAUAAAAAUGCAGAAAUCCCAUCAGACAAUGAAUUCUGGAGACAUAAUUUAGAUUGGAACUUAUUUGCCAUUGUUUUGAACGUCAGGAAAGGUCGUCCAAUUGAAGAGUUACUUUUAAAUGGUAUAAAGUUUAGUCAUCAUGUUGAUUCUAUUACUUUCCAAAAUGUGUUAAACGCUUUCAGUCAGCAGAAAAACUCGAUUAGAGAUCAACCAUCAUUUGCAUUAAGGCUUGGUUUAGCUUCUUCUGAUUUAUCUGUCACUUUUGUGAGAUAUUUACUGAAUUGGAUGUCCACUACAAAGAAUUCGGCUAUGAGUAAAGCGUUUUAUGUUCAAGGUGUAGAUACUUCUUUCAACGAUAUGUCACUAUAUGUCAAAACAAUUGUAAACAGGCUUUCAUCAUUAGAUUACACUAAUUUAGAAUAUUAUACUUUGAAUAAUUCAAACAUCUCCAACGCUUAUGAUGUUGCAUUAAUUAUCAAAUAUUUAUCUAGGUUACCAAAUUUGAAAUUUUUGGAUAUGAGUAACAGUCCUCAGAUGUUCCCAGAUGUGUUACCAUAUUUACACAAGUAUUUACCAAGGUUUAAAUCCUUAAAGAGAAUUCAUGUUGAUGGAAACGACAUACCAUAUAAAGAAUUAUCAGUGUUGUGUAACAUUUUGACUAAAUGUACUACAUUGAGACAUAUAUCAAUUAUGCAAAAUACCCCACAAACUGAACAUGAUAAAGUGAACAACUUUGCUAGGAACAAUUGUUGGGCUAUAUUGUAUGCUUUGGUAAGACAAUCGCCAAAUUUGGUUAAUUUGGACAUUAAUUAUGAUGCCGUCCCAGAAGAGAUUCAAUCUAGAAUCGCUUUAAGUUUAGUAUCAAACAUGAACAAAGCUAUGGGAUCUAUUGAAGAGACUGAUGAAUUGACUACACAAGAUGAUUUGUUGUUUGACGGUUCAUUACUAUCAGACUCUGCAGAACAAGUCUUUGAGAAAUUAAACAAAUUGAAAAAUACUACAUCUGAUGAAGGUAAACCCCAAUUUGAUUCCACCAAGAAAUAUUUGUUAAAGAAAUACUUUGAAAAGAUGCAACAUGUUCACAAUGAUGUGCAAAAGAAGAUCGACACUAUGUUUGAGAGAAGACGUACGAAUGCAUUAAGUCUAAAGGAGAAGGAAAAUUUGGUGAGACUAUUGUUGUUAGAGAAGAAUUUUUCAAACGUCUUGGAGCUUUGUAACCAAAUCCCAGAAUUUAAUAUGUUAAUGGGAUCGAAGGAACAAGAUCUAAAGCCAACCAACAGACAUUUCGAGCCAUCGACGGAGACUGUUGAUGAAGAGGCAACCAAUACUCCAUCGGAGACCCCUGAAAUCGAGACAUUAUCUAGACCUCAUUUGAUGGCUACUGAUUCUGGUAGAACUAUUGAUGUAUUGACUGGUAAGCCUGUUUUAUUUAGAGCUAAUUCAUCAACUUUAAUACAUGGGAAGGAACAAGAGCAGGAAGAAGGUGAAUUACAUAAGUGGGGGUUCUUUGUUCAACAACAAAAUGAUAUUUAUCCAGAUAACAACGAUAAUACGACUGGUACAAGUAGCGGCAUGUCGAGUGCUGUUUCAACAAGUACAACUGCAAGUACAGUUAACUCUGAAGUUGCACCAGCAGCCAAAACUACAUUGAUCACUAAAAUCCCAUCAGGUACAAACCUAAGAGCCGCAAUUAUCCAAGCUAAAGGUAUCGACUCAAUAAAUGACCUGAUUCAUAGUGUUAAUGAGAACGAGGUGAACUUAGAGUCCAUCUACGGUGCAGAUUGUGCUAAAUCUAAAGUAGCAGAGACAUACGAUAAGUUGUUGAACGACAUGUCAGAAGGUAGAAAUAUUAAAAAAUAG